Oncorhynchus masou masou (cherry salmon) is the source of this 305-nucleotide messenger RNA. RefSeq names its product E3 ubiquitin-protein ligase arih1-like. Gene Ontology annotation, biological process: protein polyubiquitination; ubiquitin-dependent protein catabolic process; positive regulation of proteasomal ubiquitin-dependent protein catabolic process. Gene Ontology annotation, molecular function: ubiquitin conjugating enzyme binding; zinc ion binding; ubiquitin protein ligase activity. The transcript is spliced from 4 exons. The coding region runs from base 51 to 290 and encodes 79 amino acids. The record is from RefSeq and is a predicted model, not a curated record. Gene Ontology annotation, cellular component: ubiquitin ligase complex; nucleus; cytoplasm. Lineage: Eukaryota; Metazoa; Chordata; Actinopteri; Salmoniformes; Salmonidae.
UUUCCUGCCCUGCUCACAGCUGUGAUAUAUUGGUGGACGACAACACAGUCAUGAGACUGAUCACAGAGUCCAAGGUGAAGUUGAAGUACCAACACUUGAUUACCAAUAGUUUUGUAGAGUGCAAUCGACUGUUAAAAUGGUGCCCAGCGCCAGACUGUCAUCACGUAGUCAAAGUCCAGUACCCAGAUGCUAAGCCUGUGAGAUGCACAUGUGGCCGGCAGUUCUGCUUCAAUUGUGGCGAGAACUGGCAUGAUCCCGUCAAGUGUAAGGUAUGUCACAACGGAGUCUAAAUUCAACCUUCCCUG